Messenger RNA from Scomber japonicus (chub mackerel), 2234 nucleotides. RefSeq names its product DEAD (Asp-Glu-Ala-Asp) box polypeptide 41 (gene ddx41). The transcript is spliced from 17 exons. Bases 128 to 1972 code for a protein of 614 amino acids. Gene Ontology annotation, cellular component: spliceosomal complex. The record is from RefSeq and is a predicted model, not a curated record. Gene Ontology annotation, biological process: mRNA splicing, via spliceosome. Gene Ontology annotation, molecular function: RNA binding; RNA helicase activity; ATP binding. NCBI's taxonomy places the organism in Eukaryota, Metazoa, Chordata, Actinopteri, Scombriformes, Scombridae.
AGUACCAAAGCUUCCUGUAGUGUGUAAACAUGCGCAUUGUAUUUAUUUAUUGAAUUAUAGCUCGACUAUAUUAUCAGUACCUGCAUAGCUUAAACACAGAGGCGGCAUUACCGCGUUCGUUAUUAAGAUGGAGACCGAAAAUCGACCCAAAAAGAGAUCCCAUGGGGAGGACGACAGGUCUGGCUCUGAGGGAUCAGAGGAUGAUGACUAUGUGCCGUACGUUCCUGUCAAAAUAAGGAAACAACAAAUGCUUCAGAAAAUGUUACGUCUGCGAGGAAAGGCAGUGGACGAGGAACAGAAGGACAGUGGGGAGGAGCAGAGGGACGAGGAUGAGGGUCUCGGUCCACGCUCCAAUGUCAGUCUCCUUGACCAGCAUCAGCACCUCAAGGAAAAAGCAGAAGCCCGAAAGGAGUCAGCCAAGGAGAAGCAGCUGAAAGAGGAAGAGAAGAUUCUGGAGAGUGUUAAAGAGGGCAGAGCUUUGAUGUCCGUGAAGGAAAUGGCCAAAGGUAUCAUAUAUGAUGAUCCAAUCAAAACUAGCUGGAAGGCGCCACGCUACAUCCUGAAUAUGCCCGACACUAGAAAUGACCGAGUGAGGAAGAAGUUUCACAUCCUGGUUGAUGGAGAUGGCAUCCCUCCUCCAAUCAAAAGCUUCAGGGAGAUGAAGCUUCCACCAGCAAUUCUGAAAGGUCUGAAAAAGAAGGGCAUUGUACACCCAACACCAAUUCAAAUUCAAGGAAUCCCUACAGUUCUGUCAGGUCGGGACAUGAUUGGCAUUGCCUUUACUGGCUCUGGAAAGACUUUGGUCUUCACUCUGCCCAUCAUCAUGUUUUCCCUGGAGCAGGAGAAAAGGCUGCCUUUCUUCAAGAGAGAAGGUCCAUAUGGACUCAUCGUCUGUCCUUCACGUGAGUUGGCGAGACAGACACAUGGCAUCAUAGAAUACUACUGCAAACUGCUGGAGGAGGAAGGAGCUCCUCAGUUGCGCUCUGCCCUCUGCAUUGGAGGGAUGUCUGUCAAGGAGCAGAUGGAGGUAGUAAAACAUGGUGUCCACAUGAUGGUCGCCACCCCUGGGCGUCUGAUGGACUUAUUGCAGAAGAAGAUGGUGAGUCUGGACAUCUGUCGCUACUUGGCUCUGGAUGAAGCUGAUAGGAUGAUUGACAUGGGCUUUGAGGAGGACAUCAGGACCAUUUUCUCCUAUUUCAAGGGACAAAGACAAACCCUGCUUUUCAGUGCCACUAUGCCAAAGAAGAUCCAGAACUUUGCAAAGAGUGCUCUCGUCAAACCCAUCACGAUUAACGUGGGCAGGGCAGGAGCUGCCAGCUUGGAUGUCAUCCAGGAAGUGGAAUACGUCAAAGAGGAGGCCAAGAUGGUGUACCUGCUGGAGUGUCUCCAGAAAACCCCACCUCCUGUAUUGAUAUUUGCUGAGAAGAAGGCUGAUGUAGAUGCCAUCCAUGAGUAUCUGCUGCUAAAAGGGGUGGAGGCUGUGGCCAUCCAUGGAGGAAAGGAUCAGGAGGAAAGAACAAAAGCCAUAGAGGCAUUCAAAGAAGGAAAGAAAGAUGUCCUUGUUGCCACAGACGUGGCCUCCAAAGGUCUGGAUUUCCCAGCGAUCCAGCAUGUAGUGAAUUAUGACAUGCCUGAGGAGAUAGAAAACUAUGUCCAUAGAAUUGGAAGAACUGGACGAUCUGGUAAAACUGGUAUCGCCACAACAUUCAUCAAUAAAGGCUGUGAUGAGUCAGUAUUGAUGGAUCUGAAAGCCCUGCUUAUUGAAGCCAAGCAGAAGGUUCCGCCAGUCCUUCAGGUGCUCCAGACGGGAGACGAGACCAUGUUGGAUAUUGGAGGGGAAAGGGGCUGUACAUUUUGCGGUGGUCUCGGUCAUCGUAUUACACUCUGUCCUAAGUUGGAGGCCAUGCAGACCAAGCAGGUCACCAACAUUGGGCGGAAAGACUACCUGGCUCAUAGCUCAAUGGACUUUUAAAGAGUUCCUCAUUAUAUGGAAAACUAUUCAAUACUCAAGAGACCAGAAAAACAUUUUCUGACGAAACUGUACAGUUAUGUGUCAUGUCAUUGAAGUAAGGAAGUGUAUUAUAAUCAUCACCUAACACAGUUGGCAGGUCCGUCAGAUGAAAUGAACAGUUACUUGCAUCUUUUUUUCCCCCAGCCCUAAUUUUUCUCAUACUUGUUCAGGAUGUGUUACAUAUUUUUUUACUCUGAUUGUAAAUAAAAACUGCUACAUCUGU